AUGACUGCGACGAGUAUUAAGAUUUUAGUAAUUAACCCAAACUCCACUAAGGAGAUGACUAAAUCUAUUGAAUUUGAAAUCAACACACUGCAUAUCUCGCAGUGUGUGGAAAUCGAUUAUUACACUGGACCUACACAUACAAGAAAAGCAGCACCUCCUUCUAUAAACAACAACGAAGAUGCAGAACAGUCUACACAAGCAUGCUUACAAGACUUUCAAGAAAAUCCAAAAUAUCUAGAAUAUGAUGGAUAUCUGAUUGCAUGUUAUAGUGAUCACCCACUAGUUUAUCAACUCCCUAAACUAUUGUCUUCUCAAAGGGUAGUUAUGGGCAUAUUCCAAGCAUCGAUGCUGUAUUCCAUGCAAUAUGCCACAAGUGGGUGUAAAACGGCCAUUCUAACAUCUUCCAUCGCAUGGGAAAAAUUGUUAGACGAUGCUAUAAUCAAAUACUGUGGUAACGUGGAUGUGUUUCCAGAUGCACGAUUCAAUCACUCACUUGCUUGUAAUAUCCCGGUAUUAGAGUUACACCAUGAGAAACACUUCCCUGUCAUCCAAAAUAAAAUCACACAACUACAAAAUAAUAAUGUUGGAAUCAUUUUAUUAGGAUGCGCAGGCCUAAGCUGUCUGCACCAGAAAAUGAAGAGAUUUGCCCCUAAUAUCAAGUUUGUUGAUUCUGUUAAAGUUGGUAUCAAACUUCUUAUAGCCUACGUUGAUAUUGGUGAAACUUAG
This is a messenger RNA of Pichia kudriavzevii, 726 nucleotides long. RefSeq lists its product as uncharacterized. The record is from RefSeq and is a predicted model, not a curated record. The transcript has a single exon. Bases 1 to 726 code for a protein of 241 amino acids. Lineage: Eukaryota; Fungi; Ascomycota; Pichiomycetes; Pichiales; Pichiaceae.